AGAUAAUCUAACGUACGACGUGAUGAUGUCAGAUCAUUGACAAAAGUCGUAAGUCGACACAACUGUCGCAGUGUGGCAUCAUGGCGUCCCGUAGCCGCUGUCCGUCUCUGAGCAGGAUACUAUUUGCUGCGAAGCAUGUCCCACUCCAGUCUAGACUGUGCACGCUUCAUGGCAGGACGCAGUACUCUACUGUGUACAACCCUAAUGAGAAGACCUUUGAUAAGAUCUUGGUGGCAAACAGAGGAGAGAUUGCUUGCAGGGUGAUGAAAACUUGUAAGAAGAUGGGUAUCCGUACAGUAGCAGUUCACAGUGAUGUUGACUCCAGUGCUGUCCAUGUGAAGAUGGCAGAUGAGGCUAUAUGUGUUGGUCCUGCCCCUACUAGUAAAAGUUAUCUGAACAUGGAUGCUAUUAUGGAAGCUAUUAGAACCACAGGAGCACAAGCAGUUCAUCCUGGAUAUGGAUUCCUCUCUGAAAACAAAGAGUUUGCAAAAAGACUCGCGGCAGAGGGUGUCACUUUUAUUGGCCCAGACACGCAUGCUAUUCAGGCGAUGGGGGACAAAAUAGAGAGUAAGCUGAUUGCAAAAGCAGCCAAAGUGAACACUAUUCCAGGCUUUGAUGGAGUAGUUGAGACUGCAGAGGAUGCUGUCAAAAUUGCUCAGAGUAUUGGUUAUCCAGUGAUGAUCAAAGCAUCAGCCGGUGGAGGAGGUAAAGGGAUGAGGAUUGCCUGGAAUGAUGACGAGACCAGAGAAGGCUUUCGCUUCUCAUCUCAGGAGGCUGCAUCCAGCUUUGGAGAUGAUAGACUCCUUAUAGAGAAGUACAUUGACAACCCUCGGCACAUUGAGAUACAGGUGCUGGCAGACAAACAUGGAAAUGCACUGUGGCUGAACGAGAGGGAGUGUUCUAUUCAGAGGAGGAACCAGAAAGUGGUCGAGGAGGCUCCCAGUACCUUUCUGGACCCUCAAACCCGUAAAGCAAUGGGGGAGCAGGCUGUGCAGUUGGCCAAAGCAGUGAAGUACUCCUCUGCAGGGACCGUGGAGUUCUUGGUGGACUCCAGCAAAAACUUCUACUUCUUAGAGAUGAAUACUCGUCUACAGGUGGAGCACCCCAUCACCGAGUGCAUUACUGGUUUGGACUUGGUGGAGCAGAUGAUCCGUGUGGCCAAAGGUUUCCAGCUCCAUCACAAACAGGAGGAUAUCCCUAUUAACGGAUGGGCCAUUGAGAGCCGUGUUUACGCAGAGGAUCCAUAUAAGUCUUUUGGAUUGCCAUCAAUUGGGCGCUUGUCUCAAUACCAAGAACCACUCAACCUCAGCAAUGUGCGUGUUGACAGUGGCAUUCAGGAGGGCAGUGACAUCAGCAUCUACUAUGACCCAAUGAUAUCCAAGCUGGUGACAUAUGGUGCAACCCGAGCGGAAGCCUUGGCAAAGAUGGAGGAUGCCCUGGACAACUAUGUGAUCAGAGGUCAUUUAUUCGCUCAUAAAUGUGGUUAGACUUGUCAUUGUAGGUAAUGGUAGCUAAUGGUAGGCCUGUCACUGUAAAAUAUUUUGAUAUUGCUUCAACAAUUGAUAUAUUGCUGAAGAAAUUAUAGACUAUUAACGAAGAUAUUAAAACCAAUUUAUGCCACUGAUGCAAUAACCUAAGAGCAGAUUUAAACCACAAAAACUACUAUUAUUGAAGAGUGCUAUCACUCAAGUUUAAGGACUGUAUAGGUGUUAGCUCGGAUUGUGAUAUUCGCCCUGGAGUGCCGGUAAGGACACAGGAGACAGUUUGCAGAUGGUGUAUUUAGGAGGUUUAAUGAAGCUCAGGCAACAUCGCAGAACAUUAUUGGUUGUAUGUGUGGUCUAUAAAGAAAAAGAAUAAACAAAUUAAGUUACCGUAUUACAGUAAUAAAGUAAAAGGUGUACAAGUGUACUACUAAGUAUAUAACAAACAUAAACAGCAAACAUGGAUGGGCUAAAUAAAAAGCACACAAUAAAGACAUAACUAUAAGGAACAUACACGGCACGACACACGAAAAUAGCAUUAGCGGCUAAGAUACUCUAAGCUCCCUUAUAAACAUAACUACACAGGUAUUAUAGGAAUAUGAACACAUCCCGACACGCGUAAAACAAUAACAAAGGACUUGUAAAAUGUCCAUAUAGCUCCGAAUACCAUAAACUUACUUUUUGUCAACAACGCACAACUUUAGCUG
This is a messenger RNA of Boleophthalmus pectinirostris (great blue-spotted mudskipper), 2188 nucleotides long. RefSeq names its product propionyl-CoA carboxylase subunit alpha (gene pcca). The record is from RefSeq and is a predicted model, not a curated record. Gene Ontology annotation, molecular function: propionyl-CoA carboxylase activity; metal ion binding; ATP binding. The transcript has 16 exons. The coding region runs from base 81 to 1487 and encodes 468 amino acids. Gene Ontology annotation, cellular component: mitochondrion. NCBI's taxonomy places the organism in Eukaryota, Metazoa, Chordata, Actinopteri, Gobiiformes, Gobiidae.